GUCGGUCACCAGCCGACCUGAAGCUUUAGGCUUUCUCCGACAGAUGUGGCUCUAAUGAGAAAGGGGAAGGCCAAUCUGGCCUGCAAUCUCAAUGCCGUGGGCACAAAGCUGCAAGUGGAGAAACCUCAGAGGUUGCUGGUUAACUCCGCAUCCUUGCCGCCCACAAGGAGUUCUGUCUCCACAUCCUUUGGUGGCACGAGGGAAUCGUACUGGUCCGAAUUCUCUUCGAGGUCAGACUUCUCCUCACCCAUGCCGUCCAGGUGUUUCUCGCCCUUUUCUUUGUCAUCGCUUCAAAUCACAGGGAGCUUUGAAACUAGCACAGAAUCAGUUGAGCGAAAUGCUACUGCAGAUUCAAAGGGCCGCCGCAAAGGUCAAAGGAGUCUCAGUCAGCCUCAGCAUCCCAGUGGUCCUUUGCCGAAGCUGAGCAGAAGGUCUUCAAGGGUAGCAACUUUGCCUCCCAUGGAGGACAUUGAAUUUCCGCUGGAUGUGAUUGGUGCUUCGUUCAGUUUAGCUCCUCAUGUGCGACGUUGGAGCAGGUCGGGAAUGGGAACAGCGCAGAGUUCAGUUGGGUCAACGUCGUCGGCAUGGCAGGAGCCCGACCCAAAGGAUCUUGGAGACAUGCACAAGCAACGGAAAGGUGUCCCGCUCAUGACGUGGCUUCAGGAGAUGGGCGUUGAUGUCGAUAUGAGCGACCUGCUGGUGCAGGGCCGUUCAGCGAUGAAUCGUGCGAGAUUGCAGCCGAUGAGCAAUUCGCGGCGAGCCCGUUUAGAUAUGGCUUUUGUUGAGCACCUGGACAGGAUCGCGCGGGAGCGUGAUUUGCCGCUGGAGCACCUCUCGCAAGACCUACAAAUCUUCAGGCUGAAGCUGCACUCGCGUCAAGCUCGACGAAGGCUUCACGAUAUAUUUGGGGCGAAGCGGCGGCGAGUACCACCACCGCCAGAGUUUGCCAAGGUGGUGUCGAUUCCGGCGGUGGAAGUGCCGAAAGUGAAGGAGACGGUGCCGUCCUUCCCGGACGCCUACAUCCCCCGGACGCCCAAAGCCGUGGUGGCCGUGGAGGUCCCGCAGGUCCUGCCGACCGAUCCCAGCGUCGCGCCGACGGCGCCCGUGACGCCCAUCAGUCGGAAGCCCACGCCGCAGAAGCCGACGCCACAGGAGGUGGACGAGCCUGUUGCACCAGUUAAAACGCCCAGCGUGCAAUCUGAAGAGGAGGAGGUGGUUGAGGAGGUCACUCGGCCUCAGCCAAAGACUCCGACGCAUCCGUCAACGCCAACCGUUCAGCCGAAGGCGAAGGCAAAGCAAGAGCUGCCAGAGGUGAAGCCACCCACGCCUCAGGUUAAGGAAGAGGUGGUUGUGGAACCUAGAGGCCUCUUCAGAAUCAAGGAUAGCCUACUGGAUCCCGACGGUGCGAAGCUGUUCCCGCAACGCAGACCGACGAAGGAGAAGACAAAGUCUAAAGAGACGGUGUUGCACGAAGACGAGUGGUGGUUCCAGGAGGAGUCAGAGAAGCCCCGAAGCUCUCAGGGCGAGUCUCGACCGGUUUCACGCCGGCGCUUCAAUUUGGCGGAGCAGUUCAGGGAAGCUUUGGCCUUGGCCUGGCAGCGUGCCCUGCAAUCGCUGGAAGAUCAGCGGAGUUUCCCAGAGCAACGAGAGGAGAAGGAUGAAGACGAGGAGGAUGAGCAAAGCUCGGACAAGGAAUUCAUGGAGACUUGGACGUCACUCUUCUCCGACUCAGACUCUACGGAGAGCCUCAGUCUGUCAGAGAGUGCCAAGCGUUUGCAGCGGCGUCGCUACCGGAAGCGCUUGCUGCGAAGAACACGUGGCAACCAAGCGCGUGAGAGGACAACAAGGUGCUGGACGAAUCGCAUGGAGGUGUGCCGACGGCUUCUUCAAUCUGUGGAUGUGUUAGCGGCCAAAGGAACAAUUUCGCCGUGUUAGGAAUUUUUGCUUUUUCGGUAUCCAAAACUUGGGAUGUCUCUUCGGAAUAUUUUGCAUCUCCUGAAACCGGCUAGAGCCGCUUUCAGAAUUUGCAUAAAAUUCGAUGCAUUUCGUAAGCUUUCGAAGAUGUAGUCUUCGCGGAAUGUCUGUUUUUGUCGCUGCGGAGCGCUCGCGCGAUUGACAGUUCCAUAGCUAGGGGUGAAGUACAAGAGCUGCUAGAGCACUUCUUCGAGGGGGUCGAUAGAACAUUGCAAUUCAAUUCACUUGCAGCACAAGUUGCAAAAAUUGCAGAACGAGUUGUUAAAGGACCAGUCUUUUUGCAUUCAAGCCGCUAAGCGUGCAAGUUUCACCUCCUAGAUGCGAUUUUGCUGGCAAGAGGAACAGUUUGUGACACCUGCAGACCAGAGCGCCGGCAAAGCGUCAACCAAAU
Cladocopium goreaui is the source of this 2365-nucleotide messenger RNA. The record is from the annotation of a GenBank genome assembly. Lineage: Eukaryota; Dinophyceae; Suessiales; Symbiodiniaceae.